Penicillium odoratum is the source of this 1131-nucleotide messenger RNA. RefSeq names its product zinc-binding alcohol dehydrogenase family protein. The record is from RefSeq and is a predicted model, not a curated record. NCBI's taxonomy places the organism in Eukaryota, Fungi, Ascomycota, Eurotiomycetes, Eurotiales, Aspergillaceae. The coding region runs from base 1 to 1131 and encodes 376 amino acids. Gene Ontology annotation, molecular function: oxidoreductase activity, acting on NAD(P)H. The transcript has a single exon.
AUGCCAUCCAAUCGAGCAGCCUGGUUAACAGCCAAAUCUGUGCGACCACUAGAAGUCAAAACCGCCCCUUACACAUCCCCAUCGACCAACGAAAUCGUUAUCAAGAAUGGUGCUAUUGCAGUCAACCCGGUAGAAUGGUCUAAACAACUCGUUGGAGAUAUGAUGAUCUCAUGGAUCAAAUAUCCAUUCAUUCUCGGCAACGAUCUCGCCGGUGAGGUCGUGGAAGUUGGCCCGGGGGUGACACGCUUCAAGCCCGGUGAUCGCGUCCUGGGUCACGCACUCUCAAUGGAUCCAACCGUGAACAAGAACUCCGAGGGCGCAUUUCAGGAGUACACGGUUGUGCGCGCGAACAUGGCAUCACCGAUUCCGGAUGACCUCUCCUAUGAGGAAGCCUGUGUCCUACCACUAGGACUGUCAACAGCCGCCUGCGCGUUAUUCCAGAAGGAUACACUCGCACUCAACUACCCAGAUGUAGCGGCUACUGGGACGGGCGAUUCAAAGAAGACAGGAAACGAAGCGCUCCUGAUCUGGGGUGUAUCUAGUAGUGUUGGAUGCAAUGCUAUCCAGCUCGCUGCUGCCGCGGGGUAUGAUGUCUUUACCACCGCUUCUCCGAAGAAUUUCGAAUACGUUACUAGUCUGGGAGCUAGCAAGGUAUUUAAUUACCGUAGUAGUACUGUUAUUCCAGACAUCAUCAGAGCUUUUAAUGGGAAGAAACCUGUUGGCGCGAUCGCGAUCGGUAACGGGUCUACGGAAGCUUGCAUUGAGAUCCUUUCCAAGACCAAUGGAUCAAAGUUCGUUGCGCAGGUCAGUUUCCCGUGGCCGGAGAAGACUCCAACUACGGCUUUGGCCCUUUUUGGUGCCAUGAUGGGACUCAUGUGGUGGAACUUGAGCAUCUUUUUCAAAUCAAAGCUGAAGGGCGUGACGGCGAAAUUUGUGUUUGGGAGUACUUUGUACAAUAAUGAAGUUGGUGGGAUAAUCUACGAUGACUUUUUGCCGGACGCGUUAGUGCAGGGAAGCUUCGUGAUGGCUCCUCAGCCUUUGGUGGCCGGGAAGGGAUUAGAAAUGAUCCAGGAGGCUUUGGAUUUUCAUAUGAAGGGGGUCUCCGCGAAGAAAGUGAUUGUUUCAUUGUAG